GUUCACCCAAGUUACCACGUUUCUCGUUCGCCCUUCAUAUUCCAUUCACUCCCUACCUAAUCGACCGCGCGGUUUCAACAAGACACACCGCAACGUUUGCCCUUGCACAUUUUCUCCGACAGUACGGCGCCCGUCAGCCCUUUGUUCGCAACAUUUGCUCUUGUGCUAUUCCCCACAGCCCACGCCGUCUCAUCUGCGCUUCGCCCGCUGCGCCUGCUAUCUGCUCCGCCCUCUCCUUUCCCACCCUCCGUAUCCCCCGCCCUCUAUCCGUUAUCCGCCGUGCCCUCGCGCGCCCGCCGCCAUGUUCGCCAUCUUCGACCGCAUCCACUCCCCGCAGCUGCCGGGCGGGCCUCCGCCGAGCGCGCUAGAGAGGAGCUCAGUGGACAACGCGGUGCGCGCGGACUUGGCGCGCGUGAAGGACAACCUGCCGCUGGAGUGGAAGAGCCACGUGGAGGAGCACAUGCUCGACGGCGCCGCGUUCGGCACCAUUCACAACCAUCCACGAGUCAGCUGGGCCGAGCACCGCGCUCCUGAAAACGGUGGCCGUGUUUUCGUGGUGCUCUACGGCAGCAUCGACAACGAGGACGAGGUGCGCGAGCUGUACAGCCUGCCGAAGCCCGACUGCCCCGACCCGCUGCUCGCCUUCUCCGCCUCCUCCGCGCUGCUGCUCGCCGAGCUCUACUGGAAGGGGUUCUCCGAUGCAUAUGGCGACUACUCGUCGCAGCCGCAGACGUGCCUCGCCUCCCUGCAGGGCUCGUGGUCGUUCUGCCUCUUUGAUGACGCCAGCCAGUACGUGCUGGCCGCCAGAGACCCCCACCACGGCGCGCCGCUCUUCUGGGCCGCCGUCCAACAAGCUGACCUGCUCUUCUGCACGUGGAGCACUGCACCUGCCGCCAACUCCAUUCCAGAAAAUGCUGCACACCCAACUGCCGCUGCCGCUGCCGCUGCUGCUACUGAUUCCGCAGCGGAUACCGAUGCUGCUGCUGCUGCUGCUGCUGUUCCCAACCCUGAUACUCCUGACGCCCCUGCUGCAGCUCCUGCCGUUGCUGUCACAUCAUCGGGCGACAGUGGUCUAGAGGUCCGCGAGUUCCCUGCGGGAUGCUUCUAUGAGAAGAAGUGGGAUGAAACCAUUGGCUCUCUCCACAGCUAUAUGGAGGGGGAGACGGAGGAGGAGAUGGAUCUCACCAUGCCCAUGCCCUGUGGCACCAUGUUCCGCGUCAGCAGUGGAAGCGACCUUGCAGGGCCCAAGCCAGGGAGUUUUGCCAUGUGAACAACCUGGGAGCAGGGGGGACUGCAUAGUCUUCGUUGAGCUCUUGGUCAGCCUGCCGGGCGAAAGCUUGGCUGCUGUAAUUAUGCAGGCUGACCGCAUGGUUCCUCUGUAUAUUCCUUCUGACUUCCCUAGCGUUUUUGCCUUGCCUAUGAACAAUAGAAUAAAAGAUAUACCGUAUUCCCCCGGAUAAUGGACCCGCAGGUAAGAAAGUCCAUGGGUCCUUUACCCGGGGGUGGGAUCAUUUAUUUUGGCAGACCUCGUGAGGACCUGCUUUUUGGCAUUUAACAUCUCAAGACCCCCCAGCUUUGUUUUCGUGCUGGUUUUUGCACUCAGAAUGGAAAUUGCAG
Molecule: messenger RNA, 1617 nt
Organism: Closterium sp. NIES-67
Lineage: Eukaryota; Viridiplantae; Streptophyta; Zygnematophyceae; Desmidiales; Closteriaceae
Source: the annotation of a GenBank genome assembly